AUGGAGGAGGAGAUACAGCGACGAGAUGUCGAGAAGCGCGGGUCGGGAGUGAGCGUGGAGACCUCGAGCAGCUACGUGAAGGGCUCCACGCCGGGCCAGCUCACUCGGGUGGCCGACCUCUCCGCACACUGGCUCGACCCCACCCUCCAGCUGCCGCCCUUCCUGCCCCAGGACAACCUCUCCCUCACCGAUUGGGUCAUUGCAUCGGCAGAGGAGCGACUGGCCGGAUCGCAGGCGGUGCUUGAGGUGCUCGACGCCGACCUGUCGCGCCUUCUGCGCCAGAAGUACCACGUGUUCUGGAGCCACAUCAUCUUCGACCCGCGCCUGCUGCGCCUCAUCGACUCCUUCCUCCGCUACGCGCGCCGCGCGUUCGACGGCAACGGCGGCGACGACAGCUCGAGCCCGGCCCUCGAUCCCCAGUCCACCUACUUCUCCGUGUUCGUCAAGGUCUUCAAGGUGUUGCUCCGCAUGUCGACCAACCGGGAGUCGGCGACGGACUUCAUGGACGCGCGGUACUUUGCCGAUCUGGUCUACGACAAGUGGAUCUUUGACGUACCCAAGAUUUUCGACAUCUGCACCCUCUACGGCUCCUACAACGCCAAGGAGGUGAACCGAUUGGUGUCGUCGCUGCUCAAUCUUCAGCCCAAGUACAAGGAUGAUCUCAAGCAGGCCGUGCCCAUCAUCUCCCGCGUCGAAGUGGAGAGGCGGCUGCAGCAGUUGAUCAAGGAGGCCGGCCCGCAGGGAAGGACCUUCGACGACGAAGACCAGGUGGACCAGCUGUGCGACGUCGAGUACUACCUGCAGGACAUCCUCGCCACCCUCUACGCCUUCCUGCGCAUCCACCCCGAGUCGGCCGCCCUCUUCAAGGAGGGCCUCGACGUCGCGCUCCUCGCUCAGCUCUACGACCAGGUCCUGCCCCACCUGUUCCGCAUCACCGUCCCGCCCGGCCAGCAAGCGCGGCGGCAAGCUUACCUCCAGCGGGCGAAGAGCUACCUCGUUGCCGUGGGCUACACCCUUCUGCAGCAGUACUACGUGGAGCCGCUUCUCCAUGGAACAGGAAGCAAUGGCCAGGCCGACAGGAAGGGCAAGCAGCGAGAUGACGGCAAGGGCAAGGGCAAAGACAACCAUGGUUUGGCCGACCAGUUGCUGAACCUGCUGCAAGCGCUUACCGGCACUGAGGGUGAGACCACCUUCAUCCGCGAUAUCGGCUUCAACUUCCCGCUUCUCGAGACGCUCGAGAGCGUUCGAUCGAAACUGGACGCUACUCGCUUUGACUGGGUGGUGGCCAUCAUCCAGUCCCUCUGCGGCCUCUCCGUGGCGACGCCGGCCGCGGCGAGCGCGCAGCCCUCCUCCGCAGCCUCGGCCGCCUUCGAAGUGGACGCGAGCCGAGCAUCGCUGAUCACGCAGGUGCGUGACCUGUUCCCUGAGCUGGGCGAGGGCUUCAUCGCGGCGUGCCUCCACUAUUUCGAGGACAGCGCCGAGGCGGUGAUAGAUGCGCUCCUCACCAACGCGCUCCCGGCCGCCCUCACGUCGCUCAAGCGCAACAUGCCCCUCCCGGCCAAGCCCGUCGUCGCGGCCGCCACGGCCGCCAGGCCCGCUCAGGCCCAGGCUGCAGCAGCGCAGCCUGCUCAGCCGGCCCAGCCCGAGCGAAGGAACAUCUUCGACGACGAAGACUUGAGCAACGUCCGCGUUCUGCACGGCAAGAAGAAACAAGUGGGCGCGCUCAAGCUGAUGGCGCAAAAGAGCGAGGUGAAGCAGCUGCGGCGCACGUACGAGCAGUACGAGUACGAAGACGAAUACGACGACUCCUACGACACCUUCCAGGCCGUCGGUGACGCCGAUGGCGAGGGUCUGGACCCGAUUCAGCCGAACCCCAACCGCCCGACCCUGCGACAGCGCGACGCGGACGACGCCAACGACAACGACGAGUCCUCCGCGGCCAAGGCCGCCGGCGAGGGCAACAACGAAAACGGAGACGACAACGAAGACGAUGACGAUGACGGCUCCACCCAGCAGCGACGUCGGCCUGGGCUCGCCCCGGGCCGAGCGCCUGUAGCCGGACGUGGACGCGGUAGCGUCGGACGAGGGAAACAGCCGCCAGCUGCAGCUCCAUCAUCAUCGGCUUCGCGAGGCGGCGGAGCUGGUCGAGGCGCCGGCGCCGGUGGUGGACGCGGCAGAGGGCGAGGCGGACGAGGACGGGGCGGACCGGCGGGCGACGACAUGAGCGACCGACAGAAGCUGCUGAAGGAUCGUCACAAGAGCCGCCUGGCCAACCACGACAGGAAGCAGCGUGCGCUCAAGAAGAAAGGCACCACCCUGCCCCCGCCCAUGUAA
Messenger RNA from Acanthamoeba castellanii str. Neff, 2334 nucleotides. Its product is annotated as CUE domain containing protein. The record is from RefSeq and is a predicted model, not a curated record. Bases 1 to 2334 code for a protein of 777 amino acids. The transcript has 11 exons. Gene Ontology annotation, molecular function: ubiquitin binding. NCBI's taxonomy places the organism in Eukaryota, Discosea, Longamoebia, Acanthamoebidae.